UGCUCCCGGUGGGCGGCGCCGAGCGCGGCGUGGAGGACGAUGUUCUGGCUGCCGCUUCCGGCUGCGGGGCGAGUCGUCGUCCGACGUCUGGGCGUGCGGCGUCUCUGGGAUCGGGGCAUCUCCACCGCAGACAUGACGAAGGGUCUUGUUUUAGGGAUCUAUUCCAAAGACAAAGAAGAUGAUGUGCCACAGUUUACAAGUGCAGGAGAGAAUUUUGAUAAAUUGGUGGCUGGGAAGCUGAGAGAAACUUUGAACAUAUCAGGACCACCCCUGAAGACAGGCAAGACCCGGACCUUCUAUGGUCUGCAUCAGGACUUCCCCAGCGUGGUGGUGGUGGGCCUCGGCAAAAGGACAGCUGGAGUCGAUAAGCAGGAGAACUGGGAUGAAGGCAAAGAAAACAUCCGAGCUGCAGUGGCAGCUGGGUGCAGGCAGGUCCAAGACCUGGAGCUGUCUGCGGUGGAGGUGGAUCCCUGCGGGGACGCGCAGGCCGCUGCGGAAGGAGCUGUGCUUGGUCUCUAUGAGUACGAUGACCUCAAGCAGAAGAAGAAGACGGCUGUGUCGGCCAAGCUCUACGGAAGUGGGGAUCAGGAGGCCUGGCAGAGAGGCGUCCUCUUUGCUUCUGGGCAGAACUUGGCCCGCCACUUGAUGGAGACUCCAGCCAACGAGAUGACGCCCACCAGAUUUGCUGAAAUUAUCGAGAAGAAUCUCAAAAGUGCCAGCUCUAAAACAGAGGUCCACAUCAGACCCAAGUCUUGGAUUGAGGAGCAGCAGAUGGGCUCAUUUCUAAGCGUAGCCAAAGGGUCUGAAGAGCCUCCCGUCUUCCUGGAAAUCCACUACACAGGCAGCCCUAAUGCUGGUGACGCACCUCUGGUCUUCGUUGGGAAGGGCAUUACCUUUGACAGUGGCGGAAUCUCCAUCAAGCCCUCCGCAAAUAUGGACCUCAUGAGGGCUGACAUGGGGGGAGCGGCGACCAUAUGCUCGGCCAUUGUGUCUGCUGCGAAGCUCAAUCUGCCCAUCAAUAUCGUAGGUUUGGCUCCUCUUUGUGAAAACAUGCCCAGCGGCAAGGCCAACAAGCCUGGGGAUGUGGUUAGAGCCAAGAACGGGAAGACCAUCCAGGUUGAUAACACGGAUGCCGAGGGGAGGCUCAUCCUAGCUGAUGCACUCUGCUACGCUCACACCUUUAAUCCCAAGCUCAUCAUCAACGCCGCCACCUUAACAGGUGCCAUGGACAUCGCCCUGGGGUCCGGUGCGGCCGGGGUCUUUACCAAUUCCUCCUGGCUGUGGAACAAGCUAUUUGAGGCCAGCAUUGACACAGGAGACCGUGUGUGGAGGAUGCCCCUCUUUGAGCAUUAUACAAGACAAGUUGUAGAUUGCCAGCUUGCUGACGUCAAUAACAUUGGGAAAUACAGAUCUGCAGGAGCGUGCACAGCUGCAGCCUUUCUGAAGGAAUUCGUGACCCAUCCUAAGUGGGCGCAUCUCGACAUAGCGGGUGUGAUGACCAACAAGGACGAGGUGCCGUACCUGCGGAAGGGCAUGACCGGGAGGCCAACACGCACGCUCAUCGAGUUCCUGCAUCGCGUCAGUCAGGACAGCGAUUAGCUCGCUGUCUUCAGCAGUGGAGCCUGCAAACGUUUUUAGAUGGAGGAAAAAUCUUUUCGAGGCAACAAAGGAUGUUUAUUUUGAAAGUGCAGCACAAUGAAAGACGUGUAUGCCUUGGUGUGAAAGUUUCAUUUUAUGCAAAGUGUCAUGAAAGUAAAGCUAGUAUCUUGCUUGGCAAGAUUUUUUAAGGUGUUCUACACAUGGCAAUUAAUUU
Perognathus longimembris pacificus (Pacific pocket mouse) is the source of this 1813-nucleotide messenger RNA. It is a transcript of the gene Lap3, whose product is annotated as leucine aminopeptidase 3. The record is from RefSeq and is a predicted model, not a curated record. Gene Ontology annotation, molecular function: manganese ion binding; metalloaminopeptidase activity. Gene Ontology annotation, cellular component: cytoplasm. NCBI's taxonomy places the organism in Eukaryota, Metazoa, Chordata, Mammalia, Rodentia, Heteromyidae. Bases 40 to 1599 code for a protein of 519 amino acids. The transcript is spliced from 13 exons. Gene Ontology annotation, biological process: proteolysis.